This is a messenger RNA of Dichotomopilus funicola, 1446 nucleotides long. Its product is annotated as mannan endo-1,4-beta-mannosidase. The transcript has 4 exons. The record is from RefSeq and is a predicted model, not a curated record. Bases 1 to 1446 code for a protein of 481 amino acids. Lineage: Eukaryota; Fungi; Ascomycota; Sordariomycetes; Sordariales; Chaetomiaceae. Gene Ontology annotation, molecular function: carbohydrate binding; mannan endo-1,4-beta-mannosidase activity. Gene Ontology annotation, biological process: substituted mannan metabolic process.
AUGACUGGAAUGCUUUCGUACUUGCUCUACGGAGCCGUUGCGUUGGCUGCAGGUGUGCGCGGCGUCCCGACCUGCUCCCCACAGGACCCUCCCACAACAGACCCCGACGCCGAGGCUCGCACAUUCGAGGCUGAGGAUGGAACCCUAAGCGGGACGACCAUUGACACGGCACAAGCCGGGUAUACCGGUACUGGCUACGUGACUGGCUUCGACGAAGGCGACGACAAGGUCACCUUCACGGUCGACAGCACCACCACCCGCCUGUACGACCUCAACAUCCGCGUGGCCGCCAUCUACGGCGAGAAACGCACGUACGUAGUCCUCAACGGCGGCGCAAGCAGCGAGGUGUACUUCCCGGCCAGCGAUGACUGGGCGGACAUUUCCGGUGGCCAGCUGCUCCUGAGCGAAGGCUCCAACACUAUCGACAUCGUCAACAAUUGGGGAUGGUACCUUAUCGAUUCCAUCACCUUGACCCCAUCAACCCCUCGCCCGCCGCACGAGAUCAACGCCGAACUCGUCAACCCAGCCGCCAACGCGGACGCCACCGCGCUGUAUGCCUACCUCCGGUCCAUCUACGGCAACAAGAUCCUGUCUGGCCAGCAGGAACUUUCGGACGCCAACUGGGUGGGCGAGCAGACGGGCAAGAUCCCCGCCGUGGUGUCGGUCGACCUGAUGGAUUACUCCCCUUCGCGGGUGGAGCGCGGCACGGUGGGCACGUCGGUGGAAGAGGCCAUCGUGCACAGCGAGCGCGGCGGGAUUGUGUCGGUGCUGUGGCACUGGAACGCGCCGACGGGUCUGUACGACACCGAGGAGCACAAGUGGUGGUCUGGGUUCUACACGGACGCCACGGAUUUUGAUGUUGAGGCCGCGCUUAGCUCGACUACCAACGCUAACCACACGCUGUUGAUACGGGAUAUCGAUGCUAUUGCCGUUCAGCUCAAGCGGCUGCAGGAUGCCGGCGUGCCGGUGCUCUGGCGCCCGUUGCACGAGGCCGAGGGUGGUUGGUUCUGGUGGGGGGCUAAGGGUGCUGAGCCUGCUAAGAAGCUGUAUGCCGUUUUGUAUGAGCGCUUGACCGAGUACCACGGGCUCAACAAUUUGAUCUGGCUGUGGAACUCUUUGUUGGAGGAGUGGUAUCCGGGUGAUGCAACGGUGGAUAUCCUGACUGCAGAUGUCUACGUCCAAGGCAAUGGGCCCAUGUCGACGCAGUACAACCAGCUCAUCGAGCUCGGCCAGGACAAGAAGUUGAUUGCGGCUGCCGAAGUUGGCGCGGCGCCCCUUCCUGAUCUCCUCCAAGCCUACGAGGCCCAAUGGCUGUGGUUCACCGUCUGGGGCGGAGACAGCUAUAUUCGGAACCCCGACUGGAAUUCGCCUGAGAACUUGCAGACGAUCUACGAUAGUGAAUAUGUCCUCACUUUGGAUGAGAUUCAGGGCUGGCGUAGCUCGUAA